GUCAUCGGCUUGGUAGCAUCCGUGAAUUAGAACUUGAAAAAGCAUUGCGUGGUAGCAUCAAAACUGCUUCUGAUAUUGCUAAUGAUUAUAAAGUCCUGCAGGAUAUAUAUUUAGAGCGAGUGAAGGAUUUUAAUCGUAUCUGUUCAGGCUGUAAUAUUAAGUUUAGUCAGUUGAAUACAGCUAAUA
This is a messenger RNA of Funneliformis geosporum, 186 nucleotides long. NCBI's taxonomy places the organism in Eukaryota, Fungi, Glomeromycota, Glomeromycetes, Glomerales, Glomeraceae. The record is from the annotation of a GenBank genome assembly.